Papaver somniferum (opium poppy) is the source of this 865-nucleotide messenger RNA. RefSeq names its product photosystem I reaction center subunit II, chloroplastic-like. The transcript has a single exon. Gene Ontology annotation, cellular component: photosystem I; photosystem I reaction center. The record is from RefSeq and is a predicted model, not a curated record. Gene Ontology annotation, biological process: photosynthesis. Bases 94 to 720 code for a protein of 208 amino acids. Lineage: Eukaryota; Viridiplantae; Streptophyta; Magnoliopsida; Ranunculales; Papaveraceae.
AAUUUCAUAAAACACUCUUCUUUACAUCUUCUCUGUGACCUUACCACACAACCUACUGCAGCUCGAGGAAAUCAACUACCUCUUGAAUAUUCCAUGGCCAUGGCAACUCAAGCAGCUCUUUUUACCCCAACUCUUUCCACCUCAAAAUCAAACAAUUUAGCAUGGAAACAAUCCUCAACUGUGUCAUUCGCUAGCCCUAAACCAUUCAACUUUGCUGCGCCACAGCGUUCCAUCAAGGCCUCAGCUGCUGAAGGAAAGGCAGAAGCUCCAGCGAAAGAAGCCCCAGCAGGUUUCACCCCACCAGAAUUGGACCCAAACACACCAUCUCCGAUCUUCGGAGGUAGUACUGGUGGAUUGUUACGUAAAGCUCAAGUAGAGGAGUUCUACGUGAUCACUUGGGAUUCUCCUAAAGAGCAAGUAUUUGAAAUGCCAACUGGAGGUGCAGCUAUCAUGAGACAAGGACCUAACUUGCUCAAGUUGGCUAGGAAAGAACAGUGUUUAGCUCUUGGAACUAGAUUGAGAUCUAAGUACAAGAUCAAGUACCAAUUUUACAGGGUUUUCCCUAAUGGUGAAGUUCAAUAUCUUCAUCCUAAAGAUGGUGUGUACCCAGAGAAGGUGAACCCAGGACGUCAAGGAGUCGGACAAAACUUCAGGUCUAUCGGAAAGAAUGUCAGCCCUAUUGAAGUUAAGUUCACUGGAAAACAAGCUUAUGAUUUGUGAUGAGAUAACUUUUUAUGUGUUUUGUGUGAUUAUGUAAUGAAAUUAUUGUUUGAACUUAAUUUGUAUUUUUAUGUUCUAAAGCUACCAUUAAACAUGUGGAUUACUGUAUAAUUUCGAUUCAACUGGAUAGUCUUAAUCUUCUUAA